This is a messenger RNA of Fulvia fulva, 684 nucleotides long. RefSeq names its product N-acetylglucosamine-induced protein 1. The transcript has 2 exons. Lineage: Eukaryota; Fungi; Ascomycota; Dothideomycetes; Mycosphaerellales; Mycosphaerellaceae. Gene Ontology annotation, biological process: N-acetylglucosamine metabolic process. Bases 1 to 684 code for a protein of 227 amino acids. Gene Ontology annotation, cellular component: cytoplasm. The record is from RefSeq and is a predicted model, not a curated record.
AUGGGUGAAACAACCACCACCGACAUCAUCCCCCCCGACGAAAUCGACUACAACGACCCUCCCUUCCCCCUCACCGCCAUCGACCGCGAGGUCUUAGCGACGAAAGAUGAGGACUAUCAUAGAAUUACGUGGGAGGACUUGAGGGAGAUUAUAGCGACCAACACCCUCGAGCAACUAAAACGCCUCCCCUCCGACCUGCGCCGCUACCUCGCCUGGUCCCACAAUAUCAAGCGCCAAUACGGCGGGAUAACACCUUUCGUAAUCCAAGAACGGCUUCACUGGACUCCCUCAGAUCCAACUCCAACCCAGACACCACCAACCGCCCCCCCCCCACCAGCCUUCCCUCACCACUCCUCCAUCCCCUUCUCCGACGCCCGCGACUACGCAAUCCUCAAGAACGACUGGCCCUACGGUUUCGAAGCAGGGAUUACACAUUUAAUAGUCUGGAGCAAGACGCCGAUUGAGGUGGAUGCGGAGAGGGGGGAUGUUACGGAGGGUGCUAGGGGGGUGAUUGAGGAAUUUGUUAAGAGGGUUUUUGUGGAUGUGGUGGGAGAGGGGAGGGUGUUGUGGUUUAAGAAUUGGGUUAGUUUGCAGAGUGUGAGGGGCGUGGAUCAUGUGCAUGUUUUGGUUAGGGGGGCGACGGAGGAGAUGGUGGGGAGGUGGUGUGGGAGGGGGGAUGUUUGA